CUUGGGUUUGUCCUUCCAUAGGGCGCAACGUGAUACUACUUGUUAUUUGUCUACAUCGUAUAAAAAUAUAUCAGAAAUGAUGGUAGAUUGUAGUUAUUAUGAUGGCAUUUCGGAAGCCGGAAUCGCACAGGAGUGUGUGUCUGGCUCCACCGCGGCUGACGAUCGUGCUCAUGACAUAAGCAUGGGUACGACUAUUAUCGCGAUGAUUUAUCGUGAUGGUAUACUUUUGGCUGCGGAUAGUCGUACAUCAUCUGGUCCUAUUGUUGUAAAUCGUGUGGCUCGCAAGAUUACUCGCAUUCUUCCAAAUGUUUUUAUGCUACGUUCCGGUUCAGCUGCCGAUUCGCAGAUGCUAUCUGUUAUAGUACGUUAUCAUGCACAGGCUUUAUGUCUACAAUUGCGCAAGAGCGGACGUGCGUCUGGUGAUGAUGCUAUUGGUAGUGACGAUGCGAUGCAGAUUGACAGCGAAAUGCCUACUGAGAGUGAAUAUAGUUACAGAUUCGACGAGAGUAUGGUUUACCCUCCUCUUAAAGCACUGGCUACUGCGACACACAAGAUUGUACAUGAGUACCGUGAGCAGCUGUACUGUGGUAUAAUAUUGGGAGGUUAUGAUAUGCAACACGGUCCCGAGAUAUACAAUGUGACAUUGGGUGGCACCCUGUUGAAAGUACCACACUUUGUGGCUAGUGGAUCGGGUUCAGGAUACAUUACAGCAUUUUUACACGACAACUACGAGCCUGACAUGUCUCGCGAUCAGUGUUUGUCACUGCUAAAGAGGGCUAUCAAGUACGCGAUUGACAUCGAUAAUAGUUCAGGCGGUCUAAUGCGUGCGGUAUCUGUUUCUCGUACCGGCGUGUCUGAGUUUUGCUUCACUUUCUAGACGUACUUUGGUGAUAAAUGUUUGCAUAGUUCCAGUAUUAUAUACCAUAUG
Molecule: messenger RNA, 928 nt
Organism: Babesia bovis T2Bo
Lineage: Eukaryota; Apicomplexa; Aconoidasida; Piroplasmida; Babesiidae
Product: Proteasome subunit family protein
Exons: 1
Coding region: 77-877 (266 amino acids)
Cellular component (GO): proteasome core complex
Source: RefSeq, a predicted model, not a curated record